Nicotiana attenuata is the source of this 1554-nucleotide messenger RNA. RefSeq lists its product as uncharacterized. The record is from RefSeq and is a predicted model, not a curated record. The transcript has 2 exons. NCBI's taxonomy places the organism in Eukaryota, Viridiplantae, Streptophyta, Magnoliopsida, Solanales, Solanaceae. The coding region runs from base 1 to 1554 and encodes 517 amino acids.
AUGGACAGAUUUGUGAAUUCAAUGGGUAAGUACUCAACGAGACCUCAGAUCUACUACCACAAUGAAGACUAUUUCAUUAUACGAUUCAGUAGUAUUGAGGAAAGGGACCAAGUUUUGUACUCAGGACCACAUACAAUCAAUAAUCGACCAAUAAUUAUGAAGGCAUGGUCGGAGGAGUUCAAUCUACAUGAUGAAGUUCUAAAGACAAUCCCAUUAUGGGUUAAGUUGCCCAAUUUACCCAUUAAUUGGUGGAGUAUGACUGCAUUAAGCAAAAUAGGAAGUGCCCUAGGUAAUCCUAUUUGUGCUGAUGAAUGUACGACUGGAGCAGUAAGGAUCUCAUAUGCUCGAUUACUAGUAGAAAUGGAUAUUACUAAGCCCCUUGCAAGACAGGUGAAAUUACAGGAUCCUAAAGGGAAGGAGAUGAUGCAGGAGGUGGAGUAUGACUGGGAACCUAAAUACUGCAGUAAGUGUUUGAAAAUAGAUCAUGACUGUGCUGAAAACAGGAAGCCAAUGCAACAACAAAGAAAUAUGCAGCAGAAGAAGGCUACUAAGGGUAGAAUGAUAUGGGUUAGAGCAGAUAAAGUAGAAGGAAAUGAGAAUAAGGAGAAAGAUCAGACAAAAGAAAGCUCAGGACAUCAAAGGACUGAGCCAGAUCAAGGGAGAGAUGGAAUGCAAAACAAGGAAGCAGGUUGGAUCACAGUAGCAGGCAAAUCAGCAGCAAGAGCAACCACAGCUGAGCAACAAGAAGUUCACAGUAUUGAUGAACUUAAUGCUUUCCAGAGUUUGAUUUAUGAUCAAAGAAGUGAAGUAGCAGAAUUUAUGAAUAAAACGUAUAAGCAGAAAGAAGUAAAGGGUUUUAUUAGAAUAAAUAAUAAAGCUGUAAUAGCUAUAGUUGAACACAGAGUUAAAGACUUGAAAGCCAAUAAAAUAAUCAAAAAGAUAGCUCCAGGACGGGAAUGGGUUUCUAAUGCUAGAACAGGACAAAAAGGAAGAAUAUGGGUAGUAUGGGAUCCUAGAAUAUACAUAUUUGAUCCCAGUGAAAUAGAUGAUCAACUUAUUCAUGGGCAGAUUAGCAUGAAGUCAAAGCCAGUUAAGCUUGGUUUUACAGCAGUAUAUGGGCUACAUACCAUCAAAGAUAAGAGAACUAUGUGGGAUAAGCUGAGGCAGAUUAAUAGCAAUCAACAGGGUCCCUGGCUUGCAAUGGGUGAUUACAAUGCAGUACUUUAUGUAACACAUAGACAGCAUGGAUCAGAAGUGCAGGACAUGGAAGUGAAAGACUUUAAGGAGUAUAUGAUGGAUACAGGUAUGAGUGAACUACAGUAUGUGGGAAGGGGAUAUACAUGGACAAAUAACCAUACAUAUAGUAGGAUAGACAGGGGGCUGGUGAACACUGAGUGGAUGAUGACAAUGCCUAGCUUGAAAAUUCAGGUAUUAGAGCCACUAAUAUCUGACCAUUUUCCUCUGAAGCUGAUGAUCACACAGGGGCAUACAAAGAGAAGCAGACCAUUCAGAUUUUUUAACUGUAUUACUGAUCACCCUCUCUUUAUCCAAUAA